GCUGCGGCUAUCGAGCAAAAACAGCUCCUAAUCUCCCAGCCGUCGGGAAGCCGGAAGCUGUCACACGGUUCACCGCGAUCGAUUGCGAUCGAUUCGCGUUCGUGUGCUGCGACAUCGCUUACGCCGCGCUCGCAGCCGAGUAAAAGAGGUGAGCAGUGGCUGCCAGCUCUCGCAGGCGCCAGGCGACGCCACGCCCUAAAACUGCGCAGCAGCCGCGCCGCCGCCGCCCGCGAGCUGCCUGGUAGCCGAAACCAUGGCCGAAGUACUAAUACUGGGCGGCAUGCUCGUCGCAGGGUACGUUACGGUAGCAUUAGCCGUCGAAGACGAGGAGGAAGAAGAAGAACAAAGAGCGAGGUAUGCGGCUCGCACAGCCAGAGGCCAGGGCUUCGCCGAGGUCGCUGUGCGCGUCCUGCGAGCGGAGGAUCUCGUCGACGCUACUUGGACCGGAGUGCAGGACGUGCGGGCCAUCGUCGACGUGACGCACCGGGACACGGGUGAACACUUAGGACGAGCGGCAAGUGCGGUGGCCCACGACAGUGGCACGACGCCGACGUGGGGCGACCGCGGCCGCCACGGCCUGAUUCGCGUCGCCGUUCCUGCGAGCUACCCGCCCGAGUCGCUGCGGAUCAUCAUCUCCCUCGAAAGCCAGUCGUACGUGGCGGAGCACGUCGACCUGGGCCACGCGGAGACGGACUUCUUCGCGCCCUCCACAGCUCGCGUUUUAGAGGUCGAUCCCCGAGGUACCUUGUCUUGUAGAGUCGGGUACACGCCGCCGGACCCGCGCCACGUGCCGCGCGCGGACUUCGAGCCGGCCGUUGUGGCGGCGCAGACGAUCACGGCCGACGAGUGCGGCGACGGCGACGACGAGGUGCCGCUCGAACGGACGCCUUUAUUUGAACCGGCCGUCGCGACGGAGAUGGAGCUGCCGGAAAUGCGGCCCGCGCGGCGCCCGACGGUCGUCGCGGCACCGGUGCAGCCCGUCCAGGCGCGGCCGGCGCUGCGGGCGCAGCGGAACGCGUCGAUCAGCGUCGUGGACGCGACGCCGCCGCCUCCUGCUGCCUAAGCUACUAUGUUGUUGAUA
Molecule: messenger RNA, 1081 nt
Organism: Pelagomonas calceolata
Lineage: Eukaryota; Pelagophyceae; Pelagomonadales; Pelagomonadaceae
Source: the annotation of a GenBank genome assembly